AUGUCCUUCCUCAACAGAAACAAUUUAUUUGGUGGUUCAGGGCAACCUCCGCGCGAUCAAUACGGCCAGCAGCCGUCUCCUCAGCGAGGAGGGCGUCCUUCUUACCCCCCGCCUGGCGGCUAUGACACACACAUGAACGGUUACGACUCUCCUAGGCCAAGAUAUGACAGUCCUGGCCUGCCUGCGAGAAACAUGCCUCCGCGCCCCAUGGGCCACCAGGCGAGUCCCAGUCGUGGCGCCCCUGCCAGAGGUCGGAGUGGUGUUAUGACACUACAACCUGCAAAAUCUCCGGACAAUUCCUAUACCUUCCGCAACCUCGUGGCCGUAUCCUCACAGGACGUUCCUCCUUCAUACGAUGGCACCGACGUAUUCCUUCUUAUCAACGGCAUGUAUGUCGUCUCAUCUCGGCCUAUUGAUGCGUUUCCCAGGGGCAGCAUUGGCCUUUCUGAACCCCAACGAUCUUGGAUGGGUGUAGCUUUGACAGACCUAGUGCAGGCUGAAGUCUAUGAUCCCUUCAGCCAAGGGGCCCAGGCAUAUAUUGGUGCGAUGGAUAUUGAAAUUGGCUUCGCGAGCACGAGGAAAACCACAGAUGCGCCGUACGAUCAGGAUGAUCUGGCCAAAGAGAUUACAAAGUUAUUCAACAGCCAGAUGUUCGCUCCCGGUCAGCGGUUCCUCAUGGACCUCAAAAGCAUCCCACUCAACCUCACAGUCAAGACAGUACAGCUGGCGGACCUAAGCGAAAAAGCUGCGCCUACAACGUCUGAUCCUCUGGCACGAGGCAUUUUGACCCCUCAAACCCAGAUCAAUUUCUUCAAAGAUGGCAAGACUCCUAUCAACCUCAAAGCGUCCUCUCGUCGGCCUGCUGCCAAUUCCAUCAUCGCCCCCGACUUUAAAUUUGAGGACAUGGGCAUUGGUGGGUUGGAUGCGGAAUUUGUGACUAUUUUCCGGCGAGCAUUUGCCUCCCGCGUCUUCCCUCCUGGGCUCGUGGAGAAGCUGGGUAUUCAGCACGUGAAGGGCAUCCUACUCUACGGCCCCCCGGGUACCGGAAAGACAUUGAUUGCGCGACAGAUUGGCAAGAUGCUCAAUGCGAGAGAGCCAAAAGUUAUCAAUGGUCCUGAAGUAUUGAACAAAUACGUCGGCCAGUCUGAAGAAAACAUCCGGAAACUCUUCGCCGAUGCAGAGAAGGAAUACAAAGAAAAGGGAGAUGAAUCCGGUCUUCACAUCAUCAUUUUUGACGAGCUGGAUGCUGUCUGUAAGCAGAGAGGUAGCGGUGCCGGUGGAGGCACCGGAGUGGGAGACAGUGUGGUCAACCAGCUCCUCUCUAAGCUCGAUGGCGUGGAUCAGUUGAACAACAUCCUCCUUAUCGGCAUGACGAAUCGGAAAGAUAUGAUUGAUGAUGCUCUCUUACGGCCUGGACGUCUUGAGCUACAUAUGGAGAUAUCCCUGCCGGACGAACACGGUCGAGCGCAAAUUUUGAAAAUUCACACACAAAAAAUGCGUGAUAACCAGGUCCUCGACCCGGAUGUGAACCUCGAGGAACUGGCUCGCAAGACCAAGAACUUUUCUGGCGCUGAGAUUGGCGGUCUGGUCAAGUCCGCCACGUCGUUUGCAUUUUCCCGCCAUAUCAAGGUGGGCACGAUGGCGGGAAUCACGGAUGACGUGGCAGAUAUGAAGGUCAAGCGGGCCGAUUUCGAAAGUGCUCUGGAGGAAGUGAAACCAGCGUUUGGCGUGUCAGAGGAAGAGCUCUCGUACUGCCUCCGUGGAGGCGUCAUCCACUUUUCACAGUAUAUCAAGGAUGUGCUUGAGGAAGGGAAGCUCUUUGUGGAACAGGUGCGCAACCCCGAUUCCACGCCGCUCUUCUCAGUGUGCCUCCACGGGCCUCCUGGCUGCGGAAAGACGGCCUUAGCAGCCAAGAUUGCGAUCGACAGCGGAUACCCGUUCAUCAAGUUGGUCAGCAACAAGGAUACGUUGGAAAUGUCGGAAUCCCAGAAGAUCUCGUACCUGAGCAAGGUAUUCAUGGACGCAUACAAAUCACCCAUGUCGUGCGUGGUGCUGGAUGACAUCGAGGAAUACACCGAAUGGACACCCAUUGGCCCUCGAUUUUCCAACCCCAUAUUGAAGACACUGGUUGCACUGUUACGCAAAGCGCCUCCACCAGGACGAAGCCUCCUCAUCCUUGUGACGGCCACAGAACGCUCGGUCCUCCAACAACUAGAUUUCUGGCGCCACUUCAACAGCGACGUACCCGUCGCCAACGUGCGGACGUACGACGAACUGGAAUUUGUCAUGAAGGAAUCCAAAGCCUUCGAAGCUGGAGAGAUCUCCAGGGCGGUCUCAGAGAUUCGAGAUAUCACGCGCAGCGACGUUGUAGGAGUCGGCAUCAAGCAUGUGCUGCAAGCCAUUGAGACAGCCAAGUUUGACACCGAUCGGGUCACACGGUUUGCCGGGACUUUGAGCAGAGUCAUUGCUGAGCGUGGGGAAGGGAGUAGUAGCAUGUUUCAUUGA
Fonsecaea pedrosoi CBS 271.37 is the source of this 2505-nucleotide messenger RNA. RefSeq lists its product as uncharacterized. NCBI's taxonomy places the organism in Eukaryota, Fungi, Ascomycota, Eurotiomycetes, Chaetothyriales, Herpotrichiellaceae. The transcript is spliced from 2 exons. The record is from RefSeq and is a predicted model, not a curated record. Gene Ontology annotation, cellular component: Golgi stack. Gene Ontology annotation, molecular function: ATP hydrolysis activity; ATP binding. Gene Ontology annotation, biological process: Golgi to plasma membrane protein transport; SNARE complex disassembly; intra-Golgi vesicle-mediated transport. The coding region runs from base 1 to 2505 and encodes 834 amino acids.